Macrosiphum euphorbiae (potato aphid) is the source of this 903-nucleotide messenger RNA. The record is from the annotation of a GenBank genome assembly. Lineage: Eukaryota; Metazoa; Arthropoda; Insecta; Hemiptera; Aphididae.
AUGAUGGACGAUUUGCGGCCGGGUCUUGGAGGCAUAUUGGGUUUGAUGGAUCACGAUCACCAUCAUCAUCACCUCCACCAUCACCACCCGACCGCGGUGCACGUGGACAAACAACGUGCCUCGAAGGGGGCCAGCGACUCGUCCAAUGAACUCGGCUCGAUGUACGGACUGCCGGUUAACGCGGCCGGUGACUCGUCUCACCACAACACGCCGUCCCCCGGACGAGGAUCGCUAGCUGAACAGACUACAUCCGAAGGAGCGUUUAAAAAAUUGAAAACAGAACCUUUGACAUCUGUAGGUAGCAUAAGUGCAAGUCAUUCUGGACACACGCCUACUACGGCAACGUGCCCGACUCCAGCAAGACGAAGACACCGUACGACUUUUACCCAGGAACAACUGGCAGAGCUUGAAGCUGCUUUUGCCAAGUCUCACUACCCCGAUAUCUAUUGCAGGGAGGAAUUAGCAAGAAGUACAAAACUCAAUGAAGCUAGAAUACAGGUAUGGUUUCAAAACCGAAGGGCCAAGUACAGAAAACAGGAAAAGCAAUUGCAAAAGGCUUUGGCCCCGCCCUCCAUGCUUCCCGGAUGUAACGGGGCCGCCAUGAUGAGAAACAUCUACCCUUCAGCUUCUAGAACGUACCAAGCUUACCCGCACCCGAAUAGCAUGAACAGAUACCAUCCGCAGAUGUCAUCUUCUUACAUGUCCACAGCAGUGAUGUCCCAGCCAUUUAAUGUUUCAAGUCAUCAAGCUAUUCCAACUGCUUCUGCUAAUCAGUCUUCUAUUACGACACCUGCAGGAAUGAUGCCAGAAGAAGAAUGGUACAAUAAAAGUUUAUCGGCAUUGCGGAUGAACUCCGGACAUCAUCCAAACCUCACCACACCAAUGUUACAAUACCAGACAUAG